Molecule: messenger RNA, 319 nt
Organism: Abrus precatorius (Indian licorice)
Lineage: Eukaryota; Viridiplantae; Streptophyta; Magnoliopsida; Fabales; Fabaceae
Product: auxin-induced protein 15A-like
Exons: 1
Coding region: 1-249 (82 amino acids)
Biological process (GO): response to auxin
Source: RefSeq, a predicted model, not a curated record
AUGGGUUUCCGUUUGCCUGGGCUUCAGAGGCGCAGUGAUGUCCCAAAGGGCUAUCUUGCAGUCUAUGUGGGAGAAAACGAAAAGAAGCGGUUUGUGAUUCCUGUAUCAUAUUUGAACCAACCUUCAAUCCAAGACCUGCUUAGUCAAGCUGAACAAGAAUUUGGAUUUGAUCAUCCAAUGGGAGGCCUCACAAUCCCUUGUAGAGAAGACGUCUUCCUAGAUAUCAUUUCAAGCUUGCACAGGUCAUAGAGGGGAAGAUUGAAAUGUAGAUGGUCAAUGACCUAUUCAAUUUUGUAUACAAGACAUGGUUAUACAUUGU